This is a messenger RNA of Papilio xuthus (Asian swallowtail), 1957 nucleotides long. Its product is annotated as glucose dehydrogenase [FAD, quinone]. The transcript has 4 exons. The record is from RefSeq and is a predicted model, not a curated record. Gene Ontology annotation, molecular function: oxidoreductase activity, acting on CH-OH group of donors; flavin adenine dinucleotide binding. The coding region runs from base 71 to 1957 and encodes 628 amino acids. NCBI's taxonomy places the organism in Eukaryota, Metazoa, Arthropoda, Insecta, Lepidoptera, Papilionidae.
GUUGUUUUGUUUGUCGAGUCAGUCAGUUUAUUCCUUUCUUAAUUAUUAUAGACGAUUAAUUUGAUGGAAAAUGUUGGGGAAUUAUCUGGAAAAUAACUGUCUACCGAAUUAUCUCAAGGACAGCUGCCCCAAGCCAAAUACUGGUGAUGUCUUUCAAGACAUCAUUUCCACUUUCCAAUUGUUAGUCACGUCAACUUGUCUUAUUACAGACAAGUGGGAGCCGAGUGCAGACAUCAAAGAUGGUGAUACAUUCAAUUUCAUAAUUGUCGGCGCAGGAUCAGCCGGGUGUGUUCUGGCUAAUCGCCUAAGUGAAGUCAAAUCUUGGAAAGUCUUAUUGAUAGAAGCGGGCGGUGAUCCACCUCUAGAAUCUUACAUACCACCGUAUGACCAAAGGCUAUUUGGAACUUACUCCGACUGGCAAUACAAGACUGUUCCAACAGGAAAAACUAAUUGUGCAAAUGUCGGAGAAAGUGUGAAGUGGCCUCGCGGAAAAAUGCUCGGUGGAUCAAGUGGAAUUAAUGGCAUGGUGUACUUUAGAGGUGUCGCUAAUGAUUUUAAACAAUGGUUCGAUCUCGGAAACAAGGAAUGGUGUCCAGAUAUUGUUUUCAAAUAUUAUAAAAAAUUAGAAAGUCUACAAGAUCAAAAGUUAUUACGAAAUCCAAAAAUAAGAGAUCUAUACGGAUUGGAUGGACCACAGGUUUUAAAUACAUUUAAUAGAACGGACCAAGAACAAGUAAAAAAUCUUCUAGAAUCAUACAACCAGAUAGGUUUAGAAAUUCACGAAGACUUACAGUUGGCUAAUCUUCUUGGAGCAGGAUUAUCUAGAGAUACUGCUUAUAAUGGAAGAAGAGCAAGCACAGCUACAACGUAUUUAAGUCAAAUACAACACAGAGAAAAUUUUAAGAUAAUGAAGAAUGCUUUUGUUGUAAAAAUACUACUAGAUGAUAACUCUAAAGUCUACGGAGUAGUAGUUAAAUACAAAGGCGAAGAAAUUAAAGUAUAUGCUUCAAAUGAAGUUAUCAUUAGUGCAGGCUCUAUCAAUUCACCACAAUUAUUAAUGCUGUCAGGAAUUGGAGAGAAAAAUCAUUUGGAAUCAAAAAAUAUCGAUUGUAAAGUGGAUUUACCAGGAGUAGGUAAAAAUUUACAAGAUCACCUAACCAUAAAUGUACCAAUUUUCGGAACUAUGCCUUAUUCUCAAAGUGAAAUUGAAAAACUUAUAAGUUUUCCGCUUUACUCUUAUAAUAGAACCGGGUUAUUAGCACAAUCCGGUUUUCCUCAUACACUAGCAUUUUAUUCGAGAAAUAGAAACGCAACAUAUCCAGAAUUCGAAGUUCAUUUGGAUUUUUGGUAUAAAAAUUCAACCGACGCCAAAAAUUUUUUUUCGAUGUUUAAAGAACCAAUAUAUGAAAAAUUUGUAAAGAUAAUUGAAAAGCAUGACUCUAUUGUUUAUCAAUUUAAUCUACUGCAUCCAUAUUCUCGUGGGAAUAUAUAUUUAAAUACGAGUAAUCCAUACGAUCAUCCGUUGAUAUAUGCCAAUUAUUUAGAUGAUGAAAGAGACCUUGAAGCUACUGUAGAAGGUAUCCGAAUGCUGACACGUAUCGUUAAAACCGAUUAUUUUAAAAGUAUGAAUGCAUUUCUUGGUAGAUAUAAUUGGCCAAAAUGCAAUAAAUAUAAACUAAAUAGUUACGACUACUGGAGAUGUAUAGCUCCACAGAUCGUGACUACAAUUUACCACCCUGUGGGAACAUGUUCGAUGGGUCCUGAUCCAAGUUCAGCAGUCGUGGACAGCCGUCUGCGGGUACACCAUGUCAAAGGAUUGCGGGUUAUCGACGCCAGUAUAAUGCCCAAUAUUACAGGUUGCAAUACUAAUGGACCAACGAUCAUGAUUGGUGAGCGAGGUUCAGACUUGAUAAAAGAAGAUUAUGGGAUUAAAGAUAUGAAUAAAAAAGGACAUUAA